This is a messenger RNA of Cyclocybe aegerita, 957 nucleotides long. The record is from the annotation of a GenBank genome assembly. Lineage: Eukaryota; Fungi; Basidiomycota; Agaricomycetes; Agaricales; Hemipholiotaceae.
GAUGCAGGACCUGGGUAUAUACGCGCCGGGGCUGCGUAUCUGCGUUGGACUCCACGCCCUGACCGUCCUGUCCUGCCGUGUUGGCUGGCGACUCUCUGGUAAAGACAACGGCGCGAUCCCGCAGCUCCUUUCGGCUGCGCCCCCUUGCGCUAUCCCUCGGCCCUCGACGGUGUAUUCGGCAUCAUGGCCGGCUGAAGGUCGUGUCGUCUUCUAUCGUCAUCGUCGUCCUUUACGGUCUCAGCCGGCAUCGCCCACCUAUUCGAGUAGUUCUCCCACCUCAUCCUCGGUAGUGUUGCCUCCACCUUCGGACGGCAAGACAGCAUCGUUGUCGAUCGUUGCGAGUUCAAGAAGGCAGAGGCGAGGGCGAGGUUGCAGGGUUACGGUAGACAUGCAUCCCACACCCUGCCCACCUGGAUUUUAUACACACCUACUUCGCUUCCGCACGUUUACUCUAUUACGUGCUUCCAUGGAACUUGGGUUGUUCGGGCGGAGAUUGAGUGGUCGUGCGCUCAGCGAACUCGGGAUCGUGGAGAAGGCUGCGAGAGCGAACGAGCGAGGUGGGAUAGCCGGUGUACUCUGGAGUCUGGAGGCGGAGCUGGGAGCCCUUCCCAUCUCCAUCGGACUGCCACGCACGAAGGACCUUUACCAUUGGUACCCUCUCAUUGACACCGAUCGUCUCUUCUUUUUCUUUUCACCCUUAUCGUUUCACGUAUUUCCUUUCCUUCCAAUUCAUAUCCACAUACACGUUUCCACGUUUCGUUCUGUGUUCGGCGCAAUUAGCAUAGCAUACAUCCAUCAUCUCGUCGUUUUUCAUCCUUCAAACUUCAUUCUCUCCCGUCCUCAUUCAAUCGCCCCAUCCCCGCCCCCCCCCCACUUGAUCCUCGUGGUUUUCUGUUGUUUGUAUCUCUCUCCAAUCCCCAUCCCUAUUCCAGUGCUCCUUUCAGCUGUACGUUAUUA